CGGAUAUGAGCUCUGCGGAAACAAGCUUCACCGCACGUGGAAUUCAGAGGGAAAAGAAGUUGUUGUCUGCAAACUUUUCGGACUUUAAACAAACUUCGACAUUUCUUUUUAAUCCCUGAGGGUAGACAAACACCUUUUCGUCGCCAUGUUCCUGCAGUUUUACCUGAACGAGAACGGAGACAGAGUCUACACUCUGAAGAAGGUGAAUCCUGAGGGUCUGCCCACCAGCUCGGCCCACCCGGCUCGUUUCUCCCCAGACGACAAGUUCUCCCGACACCGAGUGAUGCUGAAGAAACGCUUCAGCAUCCUGCUCACCCAGCAGCCCAGACCGGUUCUGUGAGAGAUCAGUGGAGGAGGAGGGAGGAUGGAUGGAGAUCAGACUGGCAGGAUAGAUGGAGGUGAAGAUGAUGCUACAAAGCAAAGAGCAAGAAAACUCCUGGCCCAAAUUUCAGGGACUGUUCAUACCUUGGAUCAGCUGUAACUUGGAUGUUAUGGAUCUUAUUUUACAUGUUGUAAUUUGUUCACAUUUGUUUGAGGGUAUUGUUAUAAUUUUUUUAUGCUAGAUAGAUGUUUUGUUGAUUGUUGUUGACUUGUUGUACCUUUGGGUACAAUAUCCAGGCUAGAAAAUGAAUAAAAGAGUGUGAAACUUA
Messenger RNA from Stegastes partitus (bicolor damselfish), 650 nucleotides. It is a transcript of the gene nop10, whose product is annotated as NOP10 ribonucleoprotein homolog (yeast). NCBI's taxonomy places the organism in Eukaryota, Metazoa, Chordata, Actinopteri, Pomacentridae. The record is from RefSeq and is a predicted model, not a curated record. Gene Ontology annotation, biological process: snRNA pseudouridine synthesis; rRNA pseudouridine synthesis; positive regulation of telomerase RNA localization to Cajal body. The transcript has 2 exons. Gene Ontology annotation, molecular function: telomerase RNA binding; snoRNA binding. Gene Ontology annotation, cellular component: box H/ACA snoRNP complex. Bases 146 to 340 code for a protein of 64 amino acids.